Messenger RNA from Priapulus caudatus, 1369 nucleotides. Its product is annotated as ficolin-1-like. NCBI's taxonomy places the organism in Eukaryota, Metazoa, Priapulida, Priapulimorpha, Priapulimorphida, Priapulidae. The transcript is spliced from 4 exons. Bases 122 to 499 code for a protein of 125 amino acids. The record is from RefSeq and is a predicted model, not a curated record.
CCAGCAUCGUUUUGACGGAUCGGUCGACUUUUAUCGCGUCUGGGCGUCCUACAAGGAAGGAUUUGGCAAUCUGGAUGGAGAGUUUUGGCUAGGGCUCGACAACAUACAUCUUCUCACGACAAUGGCGCCAUCUGAACUGCGCGUGGAUGUCGAGGACCAGGACGAAAACAAGAGGUUUGCUGUCUACGACAAGUUUCACGUGGACACCGAAGCCAGCAAAUACAGGCUUACACUAGGCUCCUACCGUGGAAACGCAAACGAUGCGAUGACAUAUCACAGCGGGCAGAAAUUCAGCACAAGAGAUCAGGAUAACGACGAACAUUCGACGCACUGCGCGCAGGAGUACCUCGGAGCUUGGUGGUACAAAAGCUGUCAAUUUGCUAAUCUGAACGGCGAGUACGACAACAGCAACUACGCUCAGGGACUCUCGUGGAAAGAAUGGAGAGGCUACGAACACUCCAUGAUGACAACGAGCAUGAAACUUCGAAGGAUCGCCUAAUUCGACUCGCUUAUUAUAAACGCUAAGCACACGAAUUAUUUCCGAAUUAUUUAGCGGGAUUGCUAGCCCUAUGGAUGUGUUUACCGUCAGUUCUUAGUUCUGUUUUAUACCGUAGUCUGUGUACUGUAAGUUACCGUUAUUGUUACUACAACAUAUCAAUAAUUACGAACGAGACCAUUAAUUUACAUAACCAUGCGGUAGGCAAAGGUUGACUAACGCGGGCGGCCUGUUGCCAUGAUUAUAGGCGCAGACAAAAGAUAUCUGGCUAGAAUUAUGAAUAUCAUAAUCGAUAUUCAAUUAGCAGCGUUGAUUGGUUCCACAGUACUGCGCAUGUCAUGUGUAUAUGUAUAUGUCAUACGUGAACGACAUUUCAGACCUAAAUUGCUUGUUGUUACUUUGCAAUAUUAUACUUUAAUUUAAAUGAGAUAGCCUAGGAAGAUAAAUAAAAACAAACAAAAAACAAACAAGCGUUUAGCGGUAUAUGGAUUUUGAUUAAAAAUAGGUUCUUUAAUAUGAAAUCAGAAUAAUAAAGUCCAAUAGUUGUUAAUACCAUACACAAAUACUGACUGUAACGAGCUAUUUUUCAUUACAUCGCCAUAUUAUUUUGGAAUCACACUGGAAGACGUGAACGCAUUAAAAUCUAGCCGCGUAUACCUGAGAUAGUAUUCGACGUAUGAGAAGUUCCUGCUAUUAAGCCAAGAGACACUUGCAAUAAAGAAAGUAUUUACUCGUGCUUACACAGUUAUACACUACACACAACUUUUACAGUUGUACACCUGAUACAGGAUGCUGGCGUGCUCAGAGAUAAGAAAACGUUUGACGCCAUUGGCUUCAACUGCUACACACUAUAACAGUUAUAUUUAUAUACAC